CGGGAUGGGAACGGUGGCAUGAGGGAGGCAUCUUAUUAUUGUGUCCGUCGGACCAACCUAAGUACUCGCAGUACUCGCAUCGCAUUGCAUCCGAGUCGCCGCCUUUCCGGGCUCGGCUCUACCGCUCUGCUCUGGGUGAAGAAGGCAAAGAAGGAAAGCGAGUCAGAGAGGGAUGGCGAAGAUGAACGGCUCUUUUCUCUUCGUCCUCUCAGCGGUGGCCUUCUUCCUUCUCGUUCUUUCGGGGGCUGAACCCGUCGACCCUCGACCCCACGAGCUCCGCUCCUUGGAGUUGAUCCAAAAGAAGAAACAGGAGGGAGUGGGAGUGGGGAGCGGGUGUUCGUAUACGGUGAAGAUAAAGACGAGCUGCUCCUCCAGGCGAUUUACCAGGGACAUGAUCAGGCUUGCUUUCGGCGACGCCUACCGCAACGAGGUGUAUGCGCCGAGGCUGGACGAUCCGACGACGGGGACGUUCGAGCGAUGCUCCACGGACACGUUCAAGAUCCAGGGGCCGUGCGGGUACGGGAUCUGCUCCCUGUACCUGCGGCGGGACGGGUGGGAUGGUUGGACGCCGGAGUGGGUUAAGGUGUACGAGCCCCACGCCAGCCGGGCCACCACCUACUACUACGGCGUCCCUCUCCCCAACGCCGUCUGGUAUGGCUUCAACCACUGCCCCCGUUCUGCUGCCGCCGCCUCCGCCCUUUCCCUUUCCUCUUAAUUAACUCCGCCGCCGCUGCUGCCGCCGACCUUGUCGCUCGCCUCCAAGAUUCCUCCUCUUGUCGAUCUUGAGAAACCAAUCAAGCCGUGUAUCCAUCAUGGUAUAUAUGUAUGUAUGCUUGCAUGCAUCCAUGCCUGCAUUAUAACUAGAACUUCUUUCCCUAUAAUAUCCAACACGCAUGCCGGAACUUUUUUUA
Molecule: messenger RNA, 911 nt
Organism: Phoenix dactylifera (date palm)
Lineage: Eukaryota; Viridiplantae; Streptophyta; Magnoliopsida; Arecales; Arecaceae
Product: embryo-specific protein ATS3B-like
Molecular function (GO): protein binding
Source: RefSeq, a predicted model, not a curated record